This is a messenger RNA of Trichomonas vaginalis G3, 741 nucleotides long. Its product is annotated as protein of unknown function (DUF542). Bases 1 to 741 code for a protein of 246 amino acids. The transcript has a single exon. The record is from RefSeq and is a predicted model, not a curated record. NCBI's taxonomy places the organism in Eukaryota, Parabasalia, Trichomonadida, Trichomonadidae.
AUGGAUAAAGCAUCCCUCGCUCAACAAUCUGUUGGUUCAAUUGUUGCUAACAGCUUCUCAACAGCUAAUGUCUUUGCAAAAUUCGGCAUUGACUUUUGCUGCCAUGGUUAUGUAAAAUUAUUAGACGCUUGCAAGACCGCAAAAGUCCCACUUGAUACAGUUUACGACGCUCUUAUGGAGAACGAGAAGAGCCAGAAGUCAAAUGGUAUCGAAUUCUCAAAGUGGCCACUUGAUUUGUUGAUCGAUUACGUUCUUAAGACACACCACCGCAACAUUCGCAAAUACGGUCCAGAAACACUUAAGCUUAUCAGCAAGGUCGUCAAAGUUCAUGGCGAAAAACAUCCAGAGUUACAUGAAGUUAAGAAGAACUUCCUCAACUCUCUCAAUGACCUAGAAAACCACUUACAGAAGGAAGAACAAGUCUUAUUCCCAUUCGUAUACCAACUUUGCGAAGCUGAUGCAAAGGGAUUAACAAUGGGCAGAAUGCACUGCAUGACUGUUGAUAAUCCAAUCAGAGUUAUGAUGGAAGAACACGAGAAUGAAGGUGCUAGAUACUUCCAUAUGGCUAAACUCACAAAUAACUACACAGCUCCUGCUGAUGGCUGCAACUCUUAUAAACUUGCUUACAGCCAGAUUAAGCAGUUCAAUGAAGCUUUGUUUGAACAUAUUCAUAUAGAAAAUAACCUCAUCUUCCCUCAGGCUUCUGCUCUUGAGAAGAAAAUUGUUUUUGGUGCUGAAUAA